UAAACAAAGUAUUUUUUUUAAGAAGAAGAAAGAAAAGUACCUACUUGUUUUUAUCACAGAAGAAAAAUAGAAACAGUUUUUAUAUAAAUAAAUAAAUAUCCACUCUACAUUCACAUUUACCUCUCACAAUAAACAACACAUAAAAACCAUCAACAACAAUAUAAUGUCCUUUCGCAAGAAAAGUACAACUUCUACAGAAGAAUCUAGUUCGAGUUCAUCGUCAGGUUCUUCGAGUUCAAGUGGAAGUAGUAGUGGCUCGGAAAGUGGCAGUUCCUCCUCCGAAACCGAUUCGUCGAGUUCAACAGAGGGAAAGCCAACUACGACUACUUCUGCAAACCCAAAGACCUCUGAACCAAUUAAGACACAGAAUGUCCGAAGAAAAAGCUCAACGGAAGUAAAGGGUCAAGUUAAGAGUGAUGACAAACCAACGUCAUCCUCUGUCGCUGGGCCAAAAGCUCGACUAUCCACUACGAAUCCCAGACUAUCAAGGAGCAGUGUUUAUUCGAGCGAUGAUGAUGUGCCUCCAAGUAAACGAAUCAAUAGGUCAAAUUCUAGCACUCAACCUCCUCCAAAUACACGAAAAAGACCCGGAGUAGAGGUCAAGAAGACGUUGGUUGCUCCUCCUCCGGUGCCAAAUCAUCCGCCAGCGAAUGGUGGGGGUAAGGCUCCUCCGGCGGUAGUGAAACAACAUCAGCAGCAAAACUUUGCCUCUAAAGUUGUUAGCAGUAAAACAAAGGCUUUUCAUACUGCAGCCAAAUCUCAAGCCCUCUCCAAUAGCAAUUCGAAGAAUAAGAGUAUAUUUUCACCAGACAAUUCGUCCGAUUCGGGACAAGAUGACAGUAAAAAGCCAGACAAAAAAUCGACACAAAAAGCAAGUACAAAUGCACAACAACAAAAGACCAACAUCAAUAAGACCCCCGCAACGACAACGACGGGAGCCAAAUCAAAAGCAACCAUUCCGAAAACUAGAUCGCCACAAAAAGCACGCCCCCCUCCACCAAUUGGAAAGACAGCAGCAUCAUCAAAUCGACGAAGUUCCGAUGACUUUGAUUCUGAGAGUGGUUCUUCGUCGGGAGAGGGUUCAUCCUCAUCGACUGAAUCAGAUGGAUCAGAAUCUAGCGAUACUUCAUCGUCGCCACCAUCUAAACGUGCUGUCCAAAAGAAGGCACUCUCCACAAAGACCCCAUCGGGCAAGUCUGAUAAAGCAGUAGUUUUGUCUGAUUCAGAUGCAGGGGCAAAUAAGCAAACUACACCAAGAAAGCUAACUCGAUCAUUGAGUACGCGACGAUCAAAGCAUGUUCUUGGACGAGUCUCAGAUACUGAAUCUGAGGGAGAGUUAGAUAAGCGAUCACUUUCAAAGAGUCCGGCGAAGAAAGCUUCAGUUGUGACUAAGAGCAAGGCCAAAGCAAAAACAAAGCGCGAUCUGAAAUCGGAAAAGACUUGCACAGAGCGUGCAAUCUCACCACAACCUCAAGAACAAAAAUGUCCAAUCGAGGGAUGCGAUUCGUCGGGUCAUCUCAGUGGCAACUUGGAGAAACACUUUUUGCCAGAAGCUUGUCCUAUAUUCCACAAUAUGUCCGCUUCAGAGUGUAAAGAGCGGGCAAAUGAAAGAAAACUAAAAGACGAUGAAUAUGAUAGAGUGGCGAGUCAGUUUGAUCCUCAGAAGAAAGUCUCCACUCCUGAGCAGAAGGAAUAUUUGCAAAAAAUUCGAGAAGCUCGUGCGAGAUUUAAGCCACAACAGGCUCACUCGUCAAUGGGUGAUAAAAUUAAGAGUGAAAAAGAUUGCACUGAUCACGAUCGAGAGCCUAAUCUGAUUGGUUUGGUUCCGGAAUAUGAUUUGCAAUUGUUUCGGGAAGCUCAGGCAAUAGCUAGCGAAAAGAUUGAAAACGAACUGAAAGGCCUUCAAGUAGGCAAAGGUAUUAAAUACAUCACAAUGGGUAAAUAUCAAAUGAAAGUUUGGUAUCAAUCACCCUAUCCAGAGGAUGUGGCACGUCUUCCCAAAAUGUAUAUAUGUGAAUUUUGUUUGAGAUAUCAAAAAUCUGAGACUGGAAUUAAAAGACAUGCACAAAAAUGCAUGUGGCGACAUCCACCGGGCGAUGAAAUUUAUAGAAAGGGAAAGUUGCAAGUGUGGCAGGUGGAUGGAAAACGACACAAACAAUAUUGUCAACAUUUGUGUUUGCUGGCGAAAUUCUUUUUGGAUCACAAAACUUUGUAUUGUGAUGUGGAGCCGUUUUUAUUUUACGUUAUGACAUUGGCCGAUAUUGAUGGCUGCCAUACUGUGGGAUAUUUUAGUAAGGAAAAAAAUUCUUUUUACAACGUUUCGUGCAUCUUGACGCUGCCUCCUUACCAACGGAAGGGAUAUGGAAGACUUUUAAUUGAUUUUAGUUACCUUUUGACGCGAGUGGAAGGAAAAAUUGGAUCCCCAGAGAAGCCACUGUCCGACUUGGGUUUGAUAUCCUAUAGAUCGUAUUGGAAAGAUGUCCUGCUGGAUUACCUUUGUAAUCGUACAGGAACCACAUUGAGUAUUAAAGAAGUUUCACAGGAAAUGGCAAUUUAUUCGUAUGACAUUGUAAGUACAUUGCAAGCCCUUGGAAUGAUGAAAUAUUGGAAAGGAAAACAUAUAGUAUUAAAAAAACAGGAUGUUUUGGAUGAAUUUGAAGAGCGACUUAGACGCAGAGGGAACUUUCCAAAAAUUGAUGACAAUUGCUUAAGAUGGAGUCCAUUUGUCCCGCCACAAUCUAAUAAUUCACCUUAAUUUAUUGUAUUUUCGUUUAACGAUUGAGUGUAAAUGUGUAUGUAGUUGAUAUUUUGAAUAAAAAAUAAAAAAACAAAAACAAAAAAGGUACCUAU
Molecule: messenger RNA, 2850 nt
Organism: Episyrphus balteatus (marmalade hoverfly)
Lineage: Eukaryota; Metazoa; Arthropoda; Insecta; Diptera; Syrphidae
Gene: chm
Product: histone acetyltransferase KAT7
Exons: 7
Coding region: 164-2755 (863 amino acids)
Biological process (GO): regulation of DNA-templated transcription
Cellular component (GO): nucleus
Molecular function (GO): zinc ion binding; histone acetyltransferase activity
Source: RefSeq, a predicted model, not a curated record